Pestalotiopsis fici W106-1 is the source of this 1575-nucleotide messenger RNA. RefSeq lists its product as uncharacterized. NCBI's taxonomy places the organism in Eukaryota, Fungi, Ascomycota, Sordariomycetes, Amphisphaeriales, Sporocadaceae. The record is from RefSeq and is a predicted model, not a curated record. The transcript is spliced from 2 exons. Gene Ontology annotation, biological process: transmembrane transport; carbohydrate transport. Gene Ontology annotation, molecular function: carbohydrate:proton symporter activity. Bases 1 to 1575 code for a protein of 524 amino acids. Gene Ontology annotation, cellular component: membrane.
AUGGCUGAAGGCAUCCCCAUCAACGUGGACGCCGCGGUACAGCGGGGCUCGCUGUCAUGGCUUCGCAAUCGUGGCAUUGUCAAGUUGAACUGUAUACUGGUGCUUUCUCUGAUAUCAUCCUAUGCCACUGGAUUCGAUGGAUCUAUGAUGAAUGGUCUCCAAUCACUGGAUACUUGGAACGCUGAAUUCGGAAACCCUGGCGCAAGCGAUCUGGCGCUCUUGAACGCCAUCCAGAAUGUUGGCCAGCUAGUCGGCAUGCCCUUUUGCGCCUGGAUCUGUGACACCUGGGGCCGUAAGCCCGCCCUGCUCGGAAGCGCCUUUGUUCUCAUCAUUGGCGUGGCUCUUCAAACAGCCGCCCAAAAUACUGGCAUGUUCAUCGCCGGCCGUGGAAUCAUUGGUCUAGGACUCGUUCUGAACAUUACUGCUGCCCCAUUGCUGAUCAUGGAGCUGGCCUACCCAAGCCAGCGCGCACCCUUGGUCUCCAUUUACAACAGUCUGUGGGGUCUCGGUGCCCUCGUCGCGGCCUGGACAACCUACGGAACCUUCAGAAUCGAGAGCAACUGGGCUUGGAGAAUCCCUUCCAUCCUCCAAGCCCUAUCCAGUGUGUUGCAAUUGGCCCUGUGCUUUUUUGUGGAGGAAUCGCCGCGAUGGCUCAUCUCCAAAGAACGAGAUGCUGAAGCUGAGCAUUUGGUGGUCAAGUACCACGCCAACGGAAACGCUUCAGAUCCCAUGAUCCCGCUCGAGAUGGAGGAGAUUCGGACGGCGCUACGCCUCGAAAACGAAGCCAACAGGACAACGUCCUAUCUGACCUUUUUCUCUACUCCAGGCAAUCGUCGUCGCUUCUUCAUCAUUCUGGCGGUUGGUUUCUUCAGCCAGUGGAGCGGAAAUGGGCUGAUCUCCUACUAUUUGACUCUGAUCCUCAACAGUAUUGGAUACACCUCUCAAAGCACUCAGACCUUGAUCAACGCACUCAUGACGCUGUGGUCCAUGCUUUGGGGCCUAGGAUUCUCCUUCUUUGUCAACCGCUUCCGAAGACGAACUCUGUUCCUGGCUUCGACCAUUGGCUGUCUCAUGGUCUACAUCGUCUGGACCGCGCUCGAGGCCAGAUAUGAAAUGUCCACGGACUUGAACGAGGAUGGGACUGGUGGCCCGUCUGGCAUGGCUCAAGGCGUCGUGGCCAUGAUUUUCCUAUACCAAGCCAUCUUUGCCAUGGGCUGGGGCGCAUUGCAGGUGACAUACGUUGUUGAGAUUCUGCCAUUCAACCUUCGCGCUAGGGGCCUGGUACUGUACAACUUCUUUGUGGCGCUGGCGCUCAUCUUCAACCAAUAUGCAAACCCAAUUGGUGUCACGAACAGCGGAUGGAAAUUCUACAUUACCUACGACGUUUGGCUGUUUGUUGAAGUCAUUGUUGUCUACUUCCUGUUCGUAGAGACGGGCAAGUUGAGCUUGGAGGAGACGGCAGCUGUUCUUGAUGGAAAGGAUGCGGAAGAGAAGUUGCAGGAAGAGGUUUUGAGGAAUACUGAAAAGACUCUCGGCUUGACUCGAGUCGAUACUGUCCCUGAAUCCAAUGCUUGA